AUGCAAAGUAUCUUAUUACUUACUCUUAUUAUAUAUUCUUUAGCCGAUGAUGUCUAUUUCUAUAAAGAUGGAGGAUUAGAACAAGGUUUUGGAAUAGUUAAUCCAAAUCAAAUUGGUAUUUCUUGUGUACAAAAAAAUGGAAAUGGUUGGAUUGGUGUUAAUAUGUUAGAUGGACAAUAUUUUGCUCUUACUUCAAACAACACUCUCUCUACCCAAGUCUCUGGAAAAAAUGAUUAUUAUAAAACCUUAAAAUUUACUACUCGUUAUGAUCUUGAUGAUCUUGAUGACAUCCCAUUAAAUAUAAAGAUAUUUAAUGAAGAUUUUAACACAUUAUUUAAUUAUGGUGAUAUUAAUGCUAUCAAUGGAUAUACUGUUAAAAUUAAACAUAACAAUGAUAGAGAAAUUUCUAUUAAAUUAGAUAAUUUCAACUUAGAUAAUAAAAUUGCUACUAUCAUUUUUACUAGAGGAGCAAGUAGUAGUGAUAAAACAACUCAACUAUUAUUUAAAGAUAUUCGUCUUGACACUAAUGAUGACCAAACUGAUACUUAUGAAAAUGGAGCUUUUUCAUUCCUUUCUACAUUUUUUGUAGGAAUUCUUCUUCUUAGUUUAUUCUAA
Entamoeba dispar SAW760 is the source of this 615-nucleotide messenger RNA. RefSeq lists its product as uncharacterized. Bases 1 to 615 code for a protein of 204 amino acids. The record is from RefSeq and is a predicted model, not a curated record. NCBI's taxonomy places the organism in Eukaryota, Evosea, Mastigamoebida, Endamoebidae. The transcript has 2 exons.